Messenger RNA from Leptidea sinapis, 1784 nucleotides. RefSeq names its product organic cation transporter protein-like. The record is from RefSeq and is a predicted model, not a curated record. Gene Ontology annotation, cellular component: membrane. Gene Ontology annotation, molecular function: transmembrane transporter activity. Lineage: Eukaryota; Metazoa; Arthropoda; Insecta; Lepidoptera; Pieridae. Bases 1 to 1692 code for a protein of 563 amino acids. Gene Ontology annotation, biological process: transmembrane transport. The transcript has 6 exons.
AUGCAAUGUCAUAAAAAUGUUUACAUUUUAGUUAUGAGUGAGGACAAAGUAGCAUCAAGCAAUGGGGAAGGCAGAAAUAAAAUAUCGUUGGAGACUUUGCUGGUGGAAGAAAUCGGACAGUUCGGUCGAUAUCAGUGUCGGAUGGUGGGAGUGACAAUUGUGUUUGUUAUAUUUGCUUCGUGGGCGGGGGUCGAAUACUUAUUUACCACAGCUCGUAUCAACACCAGGUGCCUCAUACCGGAAUGUGAAAGCGAACCUGGGAUAGAGUUUCGUCCAGAAUGGAUUUCGAACGCUAUCCCGGAGAGUGGCGCCUCGUUUCAUGACUGCAGGAGAUUUAGUCCGAUCAAUGUCACUGGAGUCUCUGACGCUGACACCUGUCCAGCAUAUAGGUUCCAGCGAGACAAGAUCAUCGCCUGUGAGGAGUACGUUUAUGAAACUACUUACAGCGUUGUAUACGACUACGGGCUCGCGUGUGACGAAUGGCGGCGUUCCCUGAUCGGGUCUGUCCGGACCUUCGGGACCCUGACGGCACUACCCAUCACCGGCUAUAUCUCCGACCGCUGGGGCAGGAGGACAGCUCUCUGCAUCAACGCGUUCAACACAGCCUGGCUGGGAGUAACUCGCUACUUCGCCGACACAUAUAUUGGUUUCCUCAUUUCUGAAGUCGUUGAAGCGACUUUCGGUUCUGGCGGGUAUUCCUGUGCCUAUAUUUUAUUAAUGGAAGUAGUUGGACCGAAAUAUCGUGUAGCUGCAGGUGCUACAUUUAAAACAGUGUUCUCGAUUGGACAAAUAAUGCUGGCACUGAUAGCGUGGGCAGUACCAGACUGGAGAACUUUGACACUAGCUUUGUACAUACCGCAGCUCAUUACAAUUUGCUACUACUGGCUCAUAUUUGAGUCAAUUCGGUGGAAUUUAUCAAAGGGGCAUUAUGAAGAAGCCGGCAUGACCCUGAAGAAAGUUGCUAAGAUCAACGGCAAGCAACUCUCCGAAAAGUCAAUAGAAUGGCUGAGAGUGUCUGCAGAAGAGUUGCAAAAAGAAAGAGAAUUAGAAAAACAUAUGAAAGCGACAGAGCCUUGGCUGAUUGUGAUCUUAUUUAGACACAAGCGCGUUUUACUGAGAGUGUUGGUGUCCCCGGUAUGGUGGAUCACAAGUACACUAAUCUACUACGGCCUGUCUGUGAAUGCUGUCAACAUGUCUGGCAACCGGUAUCUCAACUAUAUCGCAGUAGCUGCUGCCGAAAUCCCAGGAUACUGGGUCGCUGUACUUCUAUUGAACAGAAUUGGCAGAAAGCCAGUACUAGCGGGUGCUUACUGGCUAUGCGCUGCAUGUCAAAUUGCGUACAUAUUUACGCCCCGGGACAUGUAUACUGUAUCAAUGAUGAUAUUUUUGGUCGGCAAGUGGAGUAUCGCUAUGGUGUCGUCAUCUGUCUACCUCUACACCAUGGAACUCUACCCCACCAAGUACCGGCACUCCCUGUUCGCCUUCUCUUCCAUGAUGGGCCGGAUUGGUUCCAUCAUAGCCCCUCUUACUCCUGCAUUUGGAGCAGCUUUGUUCGACGAGUUCCCGUUCAUUUUGUUUGCUGGAUUUGGACUUUUGUCAGGACUUCUUAUAUUGCUAACUCCGGAGACACUCGGCACCAAGCUACCGGAUACAAUGGAGGAAGCUUCAAAUAUCGGACUGAAACCAAAUUAAUUUUAUUUUUUUAAUAAUAAUAAUAAUAAUAGUAAUAUUAAUAUUUAAGCUAAAUUAUUUAUAAUAAAUUUUAAAAUAAAAAUCAUAUUUAA